This is a messenger RNA of Actinia tenebrosa (Australian red waratah sea anemone), 6975 nucleotides long. Its product is annotated as citron Rho-interacting kinase. Gene Ontology annotation, cellular component: cytoplasm; cytoskeleton. The record is from RefSeq and is a predicted model, not a curated record. Gene Ontology annotation, molecular function: protein serine/threonine kinase activity; ATP binding. NCBI's taxonomy places the organism in Eukaryota, Metazoa, Cnidaria, Anthozoa, Actiniaria, Actiniidae. Gene Ontology annotation, biological process: protein dephosphorylation; peptidyl-threonine phosphorylation; mitotic cytokinesis.
AUUUUAAAAAACAUUCACGUCGACUCGACUUCGCCGGGCAAUUUUCUUGUUCGUCCUAUUUUAAACCCCUUUUUCAACUAUUCCUUUGGAAAUUCAUCCAAAAUUAAACUCUCAAUGAGUGAGGAUUUUAUUUUCUAACAUGGCUGAGUCAAUAACAACGCGUUGUGCCAAGUUGAAUCAAAUUUUCUUGAGCAAAAAUGGCGGGCGAAAGGCGAGCAGUGUUCUUUCCAAGGAGACGCUUCUUGAUGCAUUUUUGGUUCUCUUUGACGAGUGUAAAUCAGAAGAACUAUUCAAGGACAAGAAUAUGUCAUCAUUUGUAAAGAAGUAUUCUCCGACGGUAGAAGAAUUAAGAAAACUUUGCUUAAAUAAAGAUGAUUUUGAUGUCAUAAAUACGAUAGGAAGGGGACAUUUUGGACAGGUCCAAGUGGUUAAAGAUAAGCACAGCGGAGAUGUGUAUGCAAUGAAGACUCUGAAUAAGUCUCAAACACUUGCCCAAGAAAGUGUUGCAUUUUAUGAAGAGGAGCGAGAGAUCAUGGCAACAGCCAACAAUCCCUGGAUCACCGCUCUUCAAUAUGCCUUCCAAGACYGCCACUGUCUGUAUUUUGUGAUGGAGUAUCAACCUGGUGGAGACUUGCUGUCUCUACUCAAUAAAUAUGAUGAUAUCUUUGAGGAAGAUAUGGCAAGGUUUUACCUGGCGGAGAUAGUCAUGGCUAUUCACAGUUUACAUGUGCUUGGAUUCGUACAUAGGGAUGUCAAGCCAGACAAUGUCCUUAUUGACAGGACAGGACACAUCAAGCUAGCAGACUUUGGAUCAUCAGCCAGACUAUCUGCUGACAGAAUGGUCUACUCUAAGAUGCCAGUAGGCACCCCAGAGUACAUAGCGCCUGAGGUUCUCACCAGUAUGGAUGGUUCAGGUGGCCCUUAUGGUGUCGAGUGUGACUGGUGGUCCCUGGGUGUGGUUGCUUAUGAAAUGCUCUGUGGACAGACACCUUUUGAGGCUGAUUCUGUGGUAAUUACCUACAGCAAAAUCAUGAACUAUAAGUCAUCAAUGCGUUUUCCUCCUGAUCUGAAGAUAAGUGCAGAAGCAAAGAACCUUAUUCUGUCCCUUUGUACUGGGAGUAAAGACAGGCUGGGAUAUGACGGCAUUGGAUGCCACCAGUUCUUUAAUGGGAUUGAAUGGGAAAAGCUUCAGACUACUGUUCCACCUUUUGUGCCCACACUGGAAGGUACUGACGACACUUCUAAUUUUGAUGAAUUUGAGCCUGACAGUCCUGAUCCGACAGACCAUCUGCAGAAAUACAGCCAGAAGGGUUUUGUUGGCAAAGACUUGCCUUUUGUAGGCUUUUCUUUCAUCAAGCAUAUUCCAUCUCCAGGGUCUCCACGAAGACAAUCCAGUCUUACCCUUUCACCAGCAAAUGCCCAGCAGUCAACCAGCCUUGAGAAACGUCUCAACAUGAAGGCCAAAGAGUUGAAAGAUGCAUUAAAUUCAUGUCAUGUCCUGACUACAGAAAAAGAAAACAUGAUCAAGUCUUUAGACGAUCUGAAAAAUACUUUGUCUGAAAAAGAGAAAGCAUUAAGAAUUGCUGAGAAUGAAAGAGAUUUGAUGGAAAAAGAAAAAGUGCUGUUUGACUCUCAAAUUAAGGAUUUACAAAGAAGGCUUGACUCAGAAAGAGCUGAGAGGAACAAUACCGACUUCAAAACCCUGAAACUCAUUACAGAAAUCAAACAGAACAGCAGAAAAGUAGAAGAAAUGAGAGACCAGGAAACUAAAGCAAGUAUUGAGGACCAGCAACAAAUAAUCUCUGAAUUGGAACAAGAAAGAUUUAUUGCCAACAAGAGAGCUCACAGACUGGAAGAAGAAUUGAAAACACAGGAAUCCGUGAUAGAGGAAAGCAAACACAGAGUCAAUGAUCUUCAUUCUAGAAUCUCAAAGAUGAAUGAAGAAGCCAGGCGUAGCAUGGAGGAAUGGCAAGCCAAACUAAACAAGGUCUCUGAGGACAGCCAGUGUCGUAUCAAUGAACUGCAAGACAAACUGAAUAAGUCAUUGAAUUCUUGUCAAGAAGCCACAGACUUGCUGGAAAAUGUCAGAAGAGCUAAAAUUGACCUUGAAAAGCAAUUAAAAGUAAUGCAAGAAGAGAAAAAGAAAAGUGAAAAAGAUGAAACAGAUGGAAAGAAGGCUUGUGGGGAGUUCCAAAAUCAACUUAAUGAAGAAGGCAAUUUCCGUGAAAGGUACAAGGAAAAAGCAGCUGAACUAAGGAAAAUGUCAUCUAAAGUCAUGGAUUUGGAAGACAAGCUGAUCAAAAACCAGCGAGAAAUGAAGAAGCUUGAACGAGAAGUUACAAGUAAACAAACCAUUGAAGAAAAGUUACAGACAAAAGAGAAAGAACUUACCACAGCCAACCGUUACAAGAGACAACUAGAAUCAACCAUUAAGAAGCUGCAAGAAGAACAAGAUGAGAAAGAUAAGGCCAUUGAAGCAAGGGACAUGAAAAUCAAGGUUCUGCAAGCAAGAAGUGAAGAGCAAAGUAUUAAUGAUGUAGGCAUACCUGCUACUUCACGACCAGAAGAUCUUGCCUUGAUGGAGCAACUGAAGCAGGAAAAAGAAGACAUUGAAAAGGAAUUGCAGAAUCAACAACAGAGAAAUCAGAGUCUGUUAGACAAAAUCCGCACAUCUGAAGACAAAAUAUUUGAGGCACAAAGUGAAAUUUCAGAGCUUCAAAGCACAAACAAGUCUCUAGAGGAUGCUGUACGGAAACUAGAGAAUGAGAUCGAUGAGAAGUUACUAAAGCAAGAAAUGAAAGCAGCAAGUUUGCUAGCAUUUGAUGACCUUGAACUACAAGAACGAGCAGAGAUUGCACUGGAACUGCAGCACAAGUUGCAAGAGACGAUGAAAGACGUUGAAAUCCUUGAGUCCCAGAAAAAGGAAUUAGAAUUGAAACUUGAUAGCUUGAACGAACAGUACGCAAAGACCAAUGUACGACAAGAAAAGAUGGAAGAUGAGCUAAAAGAAAAGCAACGAAAACUGGAGGGACAAGAACUGACUAUUUCAAUGCUCAAGUCUACGUGUUCCAUGCUGGAAAGCCAAGUGGAAGAACUAGAAAUCAUGAAUGAAGCAUAUGAAGAGAAGCAAGCGAAAUGGGAAGCAACAAGGAAAAACCUCGAAAGGAGUAACGAAAAAGAUGAACUAGUUAUAGCGGAGAUCAAACGAUCGGCAGAACAAGAUAAGCUAGCGAGAUCAGUAGCCGAGGAAAAGCUAGCUAAAUCACAGAAAGAUCUGGACGAACUACAGAUAGCUCACAUUAAAGAAGUGGACGAGACAAAUGAGAAACUGAAAAGACAACGAGAACGCACCGAUGAACUCACACAAUCGCUUGGAGAAGCAGAGAAGAAACAUGGAAUGGUGGCCGUGGAACUGAAGUCGGUACAGCGAAAACUGCAACUGGAGAUUAAAUCAAACAAUAAAUACAAGAUUGAGAACGAGAGACUGGAGUCCCAAAUCUCCAACCUCAAAGCCACCAACUUCCAAAUCAACCAGAACAUUGCAUCAGUAAUGGAGAAGUUCGAGGAGGUGAAUAACCAGAGAGCUGCUCUGGCAGAACAGCUGGAUGUGAUGGAAUCAUCUUAUGCCGAAGAGAGGCUCAAGCUAGAGGCAACCAAAGCACAACAGACAAAGCUGAUUGACUUCUUACAGUACAAGACUGAAGGACAAAAUAUGAAAAAGAAGAAACUUAUUGGUGGAGGAGGAAAAACAUGGCGUAAACAGCACCAUGAUGAACGUAAUGUUAUACCUAAACAAUGGAAAGACAUGCAACAAGCACUCGAGAAAGAACGAGCAUCUAGUCUGAAACUACAAACAGARCUAAACAGGACUAAAGCUGAACUACAAACCGCUAAAAUGGAAGUUGCUGAAUGGAAAUCCCAGUGUCAGAACGCGACAAUCUCCAACAGAAAACCAGUACAAAAAGUAGCUGUGCUAUCAGCCUURCAACAGUCUCCUAGCAACCAGCAAGCACCUAAGAACACCCUUAAAAACAGUAACCCAGCUGGGAAACCACCUCUACCUACUGAACCAACAGUUCAUAGACCUAAGGAAAGAAUGCACCAUAAUAUUCCACACAGGUUUGUUAAUGCAUUAAACAUGAGGCCUGUCAAGUGYGCUGUUUGUCUGGACACGGUACAUUUUGGACGACAGUCCUGUAAAUGCGCAGAAUGCAGCUCAGUCUGCCACAACAAGUGCGCACCACACCUAUCCCACACUUGUGGACUUCCUUCGCAGUUUGUAGAACAUUUCAGUGAGGCGCUGAGUGAUAACAAGACAGAUUCACCUGUUAAGUCUUCUUCUACAUCAUCUCUGAAUGGAGGGAUAGAGAACUGGAUGAAAGUACCAAGUGGUUCAGUAAAAUAUGGCUGGGAGAAGAAGUGGGUGAUGUUACGUGAUAACAAGAUUCAGUUGUUUGAUAAAGAGAAUGUUAAAGACAAAACGUCUCCCAUAGAAAUUCUUCACCUGGAUGGCACUGAUGGUCACGUGACCAUUCAUUCAUCAGUGAUGUCAUCAGAGUUGCUAGGCACAGCUCCUACUGACCUCCCUUACAUUCUAAGGAUCGAGUCACGCCCCAAGUGUUGGCCUGUACAGAACCUGUACUUUAUGGCCCCUAGCUUUGCUGACAAGCAAAAAUGGGUGGUGGCUCUGGAGAAUACACUGAAUCAGAUCAAGAAGGCUAUUCAGAGCAACAGUGAUGAGAAACUGUUUGGUAACAGCUUGUUAUAUCUUGAGAAUAGUGAUAAGAUCGACAUCAACUGUUCACAGCUGCUAAGUGAUGAGCUGUUGCUUCUUGGUGCAGAGGAGGGGCUGUUUUCAAUGUCUCUUUCGAAACCUGGCCAUGGCUCUCAUCGUGUUAUUCCUGGCAUUGAGAAAGUCUUCCAGAUUGAUGUUAUACCUGAACUGAAUAUUGCCAUCAUGCUGACUGGCAAGGAACGUCACCUCUGCAGUGUUGAUCUGAAGCAACUCAAUUCACGUGGCAAGCAAGUUAAUUCUGAAGUUCCUCUAACACCGCUGACCUCACAGACCAUCGAGAAGAUCAAAAACUGUCACUUGUUUGCCAUGGGACAGUACGAUGGCAGUUAUUACGUAUGUGCAGCCACGCCCAACAAGCUUCAUCUUCUACGCUUCAAUGCUGGCAUGAACGCCUUCUGCACCAGAAAGGAGAUUGAUACUGCUGAUCCUUGUAACUGCAUUCAUUUUGCUGACACUAGUGUAGUGUACGGUACCGGCAAGUUUUAUAGUUUGGACUUGAGGCAGUACAAUAUUUCAGAGUUCCUAGAUGCUCAGGACACCUCCCUAGCCUUUGCUGUGUAUGGUGCAGCACAGCUGAACAUCUUCCCUAUCGCUGUGCUUGACGUCACUUCCGCCGGAUGUAAAGACAGGGAAUUUCUUCUCUGUUACAAUGAAUUUGGUGUUUUUGUUAAUUCUUCUGGUYGUCAGACAAGACAGAAGACCUUGAUGUGGACUCGACUACCCCUAGCGUUUGCGUACAAGAAGCCAUUCCUGUUCGUCACUCACUUCAACUCCAUUGAUGUAUGUGAGAUUCCACCAAGCAAUUCUCCUGAUGUCCAUUCAUUCACGCAUAAGUUUAUGGAGAUCCAGAAUCCACGAGUUCUCGGUCCAGCAGUCUUACCCGGAGCGGUCUACAUCGUGUCCUCUUUACAAGACAGCGUUGAAAUGCUUUGUUUCCAAGGCAGCUCUGCCGCUACCUCAUCGUGCCAGAGCGACGAAGACUUCUCCGAUUUCUCUCACUUGUCGGAAAUGCUUCGGUCUAUCUCCGCCACGUCGUUGGCUUCCGAGAUUGGCUCGCCAGGCCGACACAAUGACGAUGAGAAAACGAAAACUCCCGGCAAUCCCAAAAAGAGGCGUAGUUCAUUUUUAUCCAACGGUCCGUUCAGGUCCCCAAGUAUGAGGAAGAGGAAAUGCUAUGAAGUCAAUCACUAAUUGUCAUUGAUGUUUGCCAGAAUUUUGACUUAUGGACUAUAACCAAUAUUACUCCUAAAAGCAAUGCUAUAUGUACCAACCUGGGUUAGUUCAGCAUAGUUCUAAUUUCCCAUCACAUUUUAACUAUCUUUGUUCAUUCUUUCCMCUCUUCCCUUAAUCAGUUCUAAUCCCAAUCCCAUCACAUUAAUUUUCAUUUGAAUCCAUCCUUUUGGAAUUAUGUUAGCCAGGAUGAAUGGAGAAUGCUACAGAUGUAUAUAGAACACAAAUAAAUAAUUAUAGUAGACACCUUUGGUGAUUAACACCGACAGCACACUGCUACGAAGAGUCUAGRGAUUUGCUACCAACAAUAAGGAUUACAAGACGAUAUCGCCGGACCAGUUCGAAGAAAUCCCAUUUUGGGAUGUAGACCUGUUCAUAUGUUUCUACGGUCUUACAAACUUUCUUUCAUGCCUUCUGGUAAGGGCAAAUUGAUUGUUCUAAUCUACACUCGAAGUUAUGAUAAGCAACACUGCCGUGUGACUAUACUAGGAAUAAUUCACCGUCGAAGUACUAAUUUUGUUACCGAUUGGAUUUUAUAGUUUCAAGCCUCUUUCGCUUUAGUUUGGAAGAGUAAAUCUGGGGAGUGGAGCAAAUUGACCUCUUCGGCUUGGUGGUAAUGUUUUCCCAUUUCAGACCACGUGUCAUUCCCUUGAGAAUAAGAUUCCUUUGUUUGAGCUGUAUCCAUAUUCAGGUGUCUUCUCAUGUCAAUCGCGCGCAAACCUUAAACAAAGAAAUGAUGCUCUAGGGAAUGACAUGUGGUCUGAAAUGGGAAAACAUUACGUCAGAGCCGAGGAGGUCUAUUGACCUAUUGGGGAACAAGUGGGGUAGUCAUUUACUUGCAAGGCUUAAGUUAAGAAAACCACACCUAUUUUUAUAUAGAUAAUUGURAAUAAUAUGAAUUUGUGCCACCAAUAAUACAAUAUAUUAAAGCAUGUUUAAUUAACUCGUAA